AUGAUGCCUCCCCGGAAUGGCAUCUUCUGCCGCGGGAGCGGGUGCCGCUUCGGCGAGGUGGGUGUACUUGGUGGACAGAGCAUCCUGGGACACGCCCACUCGGCGGAGGCGGCAGCAGAACAAGCCAAAGCAGCCAUGGCAAUGGGCAUGGACGUCCUGCUCGCGCGGAAGGAGUUCUGCAGAGGGGUCAGCUGUGUCGAUGGCAUGGGCAAGCCCUUGGACCGCAGCAAGGCCACCUUUGUAGCGCAGUGCGCUCACUUCUUCACCGCGGGCGGCCUUGAAGGCCAGGAUGACUACCGGUCCGUGAAGAACGUGUACGACAGCUUCGGGAGCAUUUGCGGCCCCAGGGUGGGCAACGCGGAGCUGCCCUUCUGCCGCGCCUAUGGAGACGUGGUGGCUGCGGCGCUGGCGCCGCAGCUGGGAGCCGCCACCGUCGGGAGCGCUGAGAACAUCUGCGCCAGCAUGUUCGACUUCAGCCUGGAAGUGAAGCAGGCACAAGUUGACCUUGAGCUCUUUGAGGGCUCCUUGCCCGGGAAGAAGGACAUGGGCUUGGACUCGGAGCGGGGCCGCAGGUGGGCGAAGUUCGUGGACCUCAGCAGCCCCAGGCCGCUGAACGAGACCCACGGGGACCUGCUCAAGCUGCAGGCGACUUCUACAAAAGCCAAGGAGUCAAAGGAGGGCUACGAGGUCACCAUGGCGUCCUGGGAUGGCGCCAUGAAGAGUACCCGUGUCCCGUCGCAGCUCUUCGAGCACUGUGAGGUGGAGAUGCAGGAGAUCAUGCUUGGGGAGCCACAGGUCGCUGGGCGCGUCAGCAAGCUGGCGGUGGACUGGUGUAACUUCCAACAGCUUCGAGGAGGAGGCCGUCCUGACUGGACGGAGCGAACUUGCAUUGGCAUCGGAAAGCUGUUCGGCCUUGCGCUGCGGAACAUCCCAGAUCCGCCGCCUGCAGACCAGCCUCCGGCGGUGCUGGCGGGAGCGCUGCCAAAGCCCGCCUUCGGGCAGCUGUCUCCCACCAUGCCACCCACGUACACCAUGAUGCCCACGAUCCCAGAUCCGCCCAAGUGGGGCGAGCCACCGGCUUCCGGGCCAGUGCCGCCUGAGAUGACCAAAGAACAGAUGCAGAGGAUGCUGGACCCGACCGCGCGGUUCUUGAUGCGCCCAGACCAGGUGUGCCAGCAGCUCUUUGUGGCCAUCGGGGCCUCGAACCGUGUGGAAGGUCUCCUGCGCAACUCCUACAAGACCUCCUUCCGGGUGCCGGGGCCUGGCUUGGCGCUGCCAACCAAGGAGGACCCGCUGCUCCAGGCAAUGGUGCAGGCGGCGAACUUCCGCCAGGCAACACAAAAGGAGGCGGGCUCGGAUGAUUCGCGUUCUGCGUGA
Messenger RNA from Effrenium voratum, 1377 nucleotides. The record is from the annotation of a GenBank genome assembly. NCBI's taxonomy places the organism in Eukaryota, Dinophyceae, Suessiales, Symbiodiniaceae.